AUGAAGUGGGCAGAUGCCAUGGAGCCACCAGUUCCUUUGAAAAUGGAUGAUGAUGAAGACUGGACAGGCGGUUGGGAAGCUCUUAAGCCUACUACGAUCUCUCCUACCCCUCCAACGCUACAAAAGCCUUCUCCAACAUUCGGCUCGCCAAUGGUUGCUAUCGAUCCUCCACCGAAACGAGUUGUUCCAGAAAAGAAGACGACAGGAGGUUUGAAGUUGGCCCCCUCAAAGCCGAAAGCUGCAGCAGUUGACGAUAUUGAUUCUUUACUUGGAAUCAAACCUACCAGUGGAACCGGCUCACCAAGUAUGACAGGUAGGUUAGAACGGGAAUAG
Messenger RNA from Cooperia oncophora, 333 nucleotides. Lineage: Eukaryota; Metazoa; Nematoda; Chromadorea; Rhabditida; Trichostrongylidae. The record is from the annotation of a GenBank genome assembly.